AUGGGUUUAGCGAAUUUCCAAAACUCCGGCUUCAUGAACUCACUCAUGGCGACAUCGCAAAGGGAACCCGAGCGGGCUCCUCUAUUGGUGGAAGAGAUCGUCGAAAAGUCCGCCGGGGUAUUCCUUUGGGUAACUCUUGUAGUGAAAUCUCUACUAGAGGGCCUCCAGAAUUCGGAUCGAAUAUCGGAUCUUCAAAGACGACUACGCCAACUCCCUGCCGACCUCGAGGACCUUUAUCUCGUUAUGAUCGGAAGCCUCGAGCCAUUCUACGAACAGCAGGCUUCUCACAUCUUUCAGAUAGUCACCGCAGCUCGACAACCAUUGUCCGUAUUGGCAGUCUCAUUUGCUGAUGAGGAAGAUCCUAAUUUCGCCGUACUUGCAAAGAUGCCUCUGGACCGUAAUAAAAUGGUCUUCAGAUUCGAGGAUACGGUACGUCGACUGAAUAGUCGAUGUAGAGGCCUGUUGGAGGUUCGUAACGGUAGUUCAGCUUUCGGACUUGACUCUAAAGUCGAGUUCCUGCAUCGGACCGUCAAAGACUUCCUGGAGACACCGAGUAUAUGGAACCGGAUACUCUCUCAAAGCGCACCAAACUUCGAUGUUGAUAUUUCCUUGAUGCGAUCUUAUCUUCUCCAGUUGAAAACACUACACGGCACUGAGUGGGCGGAAGAAAUUUUCGGGAAGUAUACUGGAGAGUUCAUGGAAUUCGCGGCCGGCGCUGAAGGGAGGUCAGAUGACAUGCAACUAUCACUGCUAGAUAGUUUCUUUGAGACAGCAACUACGCUGUGGAAACUGCGGCCACAAGAUGAAAACGCUAAACGACUCGGUCAGGUCAAACUGCAGCAUGACUGGGUAGAAAUGGUACCCCCGCAGCGCAAUGUAGUUUGCUGCUUGUCUUUGGCAGCAUCAUUUGGCCUUCGCCAGUACGUGGAAAAUAGUCUGGCGAGGUAUUCCCCUUUGCAUAUGCCCCAACUAAGCCGGUCGAUCGUGUACUUCGCCGCCGUGCCCGCUCCGCUAUAUCUAAGUCCCAGACUUCCCAACACGAAACUCGUUGCCUUCCUACUCGAAUCGGGCGCUAAUCCUAACCAGCCCUAUGGUGGAAGCUCUGUGUGGAAGUACAUCCUGAAAUACGUCUGUGAAAACUGUAAGCGGCUCUGCAUGAGCGAGCACCGAGAGAUCUUGAUAUCCUUGAUCGAAGUAAUGAGGCUGCUCGUCGAAGCUGGUGCUGACCCGGAAGCCUGUAUUCCAUUUGCCGCCGAUAUUGUCUCGGAAACGUUUGGGUGGCUUUUGCCGGAGCAAUCCAUUGACUUGCGACAGCUCAUUGGAAAGAAGCUUGAAGAGAAACCCGGGCGCGCGCUUGACGAGGGCAAAGUGGUCCAUGGUAACAUCAAGGCUCGCAGUUUAAGAGAUCGGUCGACGAGAACAACCUCACAAACCAAUCUGGUUAUUCCAUCAACAGAAAAAGUCUUGCAACGGGACGGACCCAUGAGAGGGAGAUUUAGAAAGAGAGGAGGCACGCCCAGCAGGACGCGUUCAAGCUCAGAACAGGUCCGGAUCGUCGUCUCGAAGGUCAAUGAGAGCAAAAGCUCUGGCAAAUUGAAGAAGCAGAGACUAUCAAGAAGCUUUAAGAAGUUGAUGUUCUGGACGUGGCGGUGUUAA
Messenger RNA from Venustampulla echinocandica, 1656 nucleotides. RefSeq lists its product as uncharacterized. NCBI's taxonomy places the organism in Eukaryota, Fungi, Ascomycota, Leotiomycetes, Helotiales, Pleuroascaceae. The record is from RefSeq and is a predicted model, not a curated record. The transcript is spliced from 2 exons. Bases 1 to 1656 code for a protein of 551 amino acids.